This is a messenger RNA of Homalodisca vitripennis (glassy-winged sharpshooter), 1753 nucleotides long. RefSeq names its product pleckstrin homology domain-containing family F member 2 (gene rush). NCBI's taxonomy places the organism in Eukaryota, Metazoa, Arthropoda, Insecta, Hemiptera, Cicadellidae. The transcript has 10 exons. Gene Ontology annotation, cellular component: early endosome. Gene Ontology annotation, molecular function: metal ion binding; phosphatidylinositol binding. The record is from RefSeq and is a predicted model, not a curated record. The coding region runs from base 181 to 1062 and encodes 293 amino acids.
CAUUUAUUACUUUGUAGAAAAUAUUUCAUUGGAUUAAAAAUUUUAACUAGUUUUUUUUGUAAUAACUCAGCUUUCUCCCUUUAUACUUUUGAUUACGUAGUACAUUACAGAAUGCUGAGUCGGCUGAGUGAACGUGAAUCGUGAAUGUGGUGAAUUGAAGGCUGAGUGGGAGUGACAAUCAUGGUUGACAGGCUAGUGAACAGUGAGGCGAAUGCUCGCCGCAUUGCCAUGGUGGAAAACUGCUUUGGCAGUUCUGGACAGCCUUUAGCUGUUCCAGGCAGAGUUCUAGUUGGUGAAGGUGUUCUUACCAAAAUGUGCCGCAAGAAACCCAAAGCUCGCCAAUUUUUCCUAUUUAACGAUAUAUUAGUUUAUGGGAACAUUGUUAUAAACAAGAAAAAAUACAACAAGCAACACAUAAUCCCUUUAGAGGAGGUAAAAUUAGAAUCACUGGAGGAUGAUGGACAGUUGAGAAACGGGUGGUUAAUCAGGACAGCGUCCAAGUCAUUUGCUGUGUAUGCUGCCACAUCCACGGAGAAGCAGGAGUGGAUGGCACACAUCAAUAAGUGCAUCGAAGAUCUGCUGAGAAAAAGUGGUAAGAAGGCGGUGGAGGUUCAUGCUGCUGUGUGGGUGCCAGACUCGGAGGCAGCUGUUUGUAUGCACUGCAAGAAGAAUCAGUUCACUGUUCUCAACAGAAGGCACCACUGCAGGAAGUGUGGGGCCGUAGUGUGUGGUCCGUGCUCCAAUAAGCGGUUCCUCCUCCCCAACCAGUCCUCCAAGCCGCUUAGAGUCUGCCUCAACUGUUACGACACCUUGUCUCGUGCCAAGGCCCAGCAGAACUCCAAUGACAACUCACUAAACAAAUCAGAUAUGAAGGAGCGUAGUGGGUCAGCUGAUUCGUCCGGUGAAGAAGACUCCGAUGAAGAGGAAGACAGAUCCAUGACCAAUGACACUGCUCCAGACCAGUGCUCACCGAGCAAAUCUCAAUCCCCUUCAAGCAAAUCCCAGUCAAGUGAAUCAAGUGACACAACGAGAUGGCAGCCUCUACGAGUCACUUUAGUUUGAUAAUAGUCCCGAUGUUCUACGGAACCACCUAAUGUUGGUGUACGCCGCAACGCUGUGUGGACUGAACAUUGCAUCGUUGCCAAGCAACUCAUCACUGUCUAGUAACUAACUAAUGUAUAGACCAGCCUGGGUUGACUGUGAAAUAAAACUUGCUGAAAUCGCAGCUGCCAUAAUCUCUGGACUCACAACAGUGAUUUUCUUUCAUCGUAGCAGACUAUAAUAAGGCUAUGUUGAGUUUUUAUUUCAUAAUCAAUGGCUCUGCUUAGCGAGAGAAUGCAGGCUGUUAUAUUUCCAUGAACAUAGAUAAUAAUAAUAUAUUAGUGUAAACAAUCUUUUAAGGUAAUUUCCAUAUAAGUACCUAAUCGUAUUGAAUUCACUGUUGGAUUCCAAAGUACAUUGCCAGAAACGGCCUUUUUGAUGUUAAUUGUACUGUAUAUUGUUAUUUGUAUAUACAUAUAUUAUUGUUAAUUAUAGACUCUAUUUACAUAUCAGUAGUGAUUCAUUUAAAAGUACCACACGGUUGGGAAAAUUGAGAACGUAAGUUACUAUUCAAUAUGUAACAUUUGAGGCUUCCAAUUGUUUGAACAGUUGCCAUUAAGAAAUGAGAGUACACCAAGUAUUCUAUGGAAAUAAGAAUAGGCCUAUUAAAAAUAUAGAUUUGUAUUUCAAUAAAUUAUAUUUACAUGUUCUA